Messenger RNA from Rhopilema esculentum, 7297 nucleotides. RefSeq lists its product as uncharacterized. The record is from RefSeq and is a predicted model, not a curated record. NCBI's taxonomy places the organism in Eukaryota, Metazoa, Cnidaria, Scyphozoa, Rhizostomeae, Rhizostomatidae.
ACUUUCUUGAACGUCGCUCAAACUGGCCGGCUAUUCUCAACAUUUUCUCUUUUUUGCCUUCCAUUUUUAAAUAACUUUCAGAAAGUGCAGUUGAAUAAGGAAAUGAUCCGAGUUAGCGAAUGAACAUUGCAAGCGUAAGGUUACCUACAAGCGACUGUUUGUAUGGUAUUAGUUGACCUCUUUGAUUGCAACAAAACUUGGACCUGAUAAAAAAUAAAAAUAAUACCAAUAUCAAUUUACAAAUCAUUAUCCUUCUCUAUUGUUCUCAAUAACUUCCUUAAAUCUAAAUGUCACAAACUCAAAGACUGAUUGAAUGUUAAAAAUUUCUGAUCCUUGUCAGGUGUAAGAGUUACACAUAAAAUGUCAAGCUGAGGAUUAGGUCUAAAAUUCUAGUAUUUAUCGCUACCAAAUAUAUUUGAGCGAUAUGAUGAGACAGAUAGUAAAGUAAAAAUAAUUUCCAACUAUUUGCUUAAGAUUUAGAAAGUCGUUUAGAGACAUAAACGUCUGCAACUUCUUAACUUGUGGAGAAAGAGGGUUUAAUUAAGCGGUUUCGUUAGAAAUUUUUUAAAAGCAAGCAUUUUCAUUAGAGACCAAUGAGUUAAUGAAGUCCUGAUUAACAAGAUCGAGGUUUUAAGGUACUGCAGGGGAGAGGGCUGUAAAAAUCUGUGGGGUAUUUGUUCUCUACAAUUUAUUAUCUUUUCUCAGGUGUGGGGCGGGGUCCUUUUCUGGCUAUCAUAAGCGCGGGGCCCUGGGCGAUGUCCCCCUGGAACCCGCUGGAACAGCCAUUGGGUGGAGCCCAGUAACAGGCAUAGACAGUCUCAAGAUGCAGCCUUGAAUUAAGUUUGAAGUUAAACAGCAAGACGUUGAAUGUUUUCCUUUUUUUCUAAAUAAGAGCUUUAAAACGUAACUCUUUGCUUCAAAAAUUUGACAAUUAUAUUUUAUGGCAAAACCAAGAGAAAUUUUCAUUCUGCCAGGAAUGGACUGUUAACUAACCAUUUUAAUCCUACAUGUAUCUGGUUUAAAAUUCAUAGGAUCAAACAAAGUAUAUCAAUAUUGAUCCAGUUCGGUUUUUACUCUUUUGCAUGAAAAUGACAAUUCCAAUUACAUCACUAUUGCAGGUACCGAACAUAAUGUACCAUUCGCAAAUUUGUUUCGGUCGAUUAAUACGACACAUCCUUUACAAGUGCAACAGUAUGACGACAGUGAGAUGAAUGGUCAUUGACAAUAAUCCAUUGACUUUAAUCGAGAUUUUGUCAGCCAACAGGCAUGCAUUGCGCAGGUACUUCUCUAUAUAAAUCGGCGAACUAUCUAGAUGAAGCAUCCGAAAAUGGAAUUCAAAUUAAUUACUACAUUUCUGCUUUGGUUUUUCUCACUGUUUUUCAUAUAUUCGCGAUAUACGAAUUGCAGAAUUCUCAGGUUGCCUUGCCAGCAUUUUGCCAAUUUCACAGUGACAAGAAAGGGAUAUGCAUUGCUCCUUGCCCAAAUUUCUGUCUACGACCACUUAUCAGUACAGGAGUGCAAAGCUCAAUGUGUUUUCAAUCAAAACUGUAAAGCAGUAAGCUACAACGUGAAUGGAACAUGCAUACUCAACAGUGAGGCUCCAGCCGAUCCACUAAGCACGAUUUUUGAAGGAAAUCUUACACAAGAAAUGGGAUGGAGUUUCAUGUCAACUAAUUACAGCGAGAAAUUGGUUGGACACAUAUGUCAGAAGCAUCAACCAUGUGGUGAAAAAUUCUGCAUGGAUUCUUGCGAAUGCCCUGGAUAUCAGUGCAUCAGUUGUGGCGCAGAUGCCACCGUAGAAUGCCCUGAUGGUCAUACGUUUGUUAUGAAGAACGGUAAAGUAUGUCUUACAUAUAUUAAUGAUGUCUUCAGAAGAACAAAGGACUGCACUCAAAAAUUCUUCUUUGAAACUGGGAAGGAUGGCCUAUUUCUAAAACAUACCCAAACCAAUAUGUGUGUUGGUCUCAAAGAAGAAGAAGGGAAGCUAUUAGCAAAAAAGUGUGGGACCUUAGACACAAUAUGGCGAAGAAGCGGUGCGAGUAUCUUGUGGAAUGCCGCGACAAAUAACUGCUUGUUCAAUCAUUUACCUUGGGUAUACGAGUCUACAAAAAGGGAGCUGGCUGAAUGCUAUAAACAUAAUAACACAAUGUCGAUUGUUUACGACAGACAGCAAGAAUAACCAGUUAGAAUAAAAACAAGCCGUUUACAAAGUAUUUGGACGGUUAUUGGACAUAAAAGCAUAUAAAAAGGUUGAAAAUUACACUGUGACACAGCAGUAUCGCAAUAUAAACAUUUUAAAUAAACUGAUAUUUCUAAUCUUCUUUUGCCUUCUCCUCAAAUAGUGCAAUGAAAUUGAAUAGAUUUUUACUCAUUUUAAAUUUUUCUCACUUUUAAGGUAUUUUCCUCAAUUUUUGGAUUACAUUUUCUAUAUAUCUUGUAUGAUAUGAGAAACUUGAAACCAGCCAGUCCUUUACUUGGACAGCGAUAAUAAGAUUCACGUGCCAAAAGAAUUUUUAGAUUUCAUCCUGUAAAGAUUAUCUGGAACGAGAACGUGAUAAAUCAAUUACAUCACAUGUUUUGAAUUAAGUAAAUACUCAAAACGUUGAUGGUAUUUUUCCCACAUAUGUGUCUUUUGCUUUAGUCUAUCAAACCGAUUUAGUAUAGCCCCCGACGUGGGGGUUUUCCCAGGCAAUAUUUCAAUGGGCGUGACAGUUUGAAAGGAAAAGGCGACUGAUGUCUAAAAAGGAUGACUUCAUAGUAAGAAUGAAGCAUCCAAGAUAAUCUUUUCUAUAUUUCAACCAGUAUGUGUUAAGGGUCUACUACAUACCAUGUCUAUGUCAGUCACUAGGGUAGAAAAUUUCAGUAUCGACUAGCGUCUAGAGACAAACUUAAAAGCAUUUAGACAGACUUAUUGAAAAUUAAGCACUUUUUUAUUAUAACUCGAUUCCUUUUUAUUUCUUGCAGUUUUCUUCUACAUAUUAACUUUAUGCUCGGAAACUUUUGUUAAAUCAAUUGUGUACCAUGUUAUUUGUUUUAGGAAAUACCACUUCAUAAACUUUUUAUUAAAUAUUGUUUCUAAAAAUCAUUAAAUGAGCACAAAUGAACUGACGUUCGAAUACCUUAAUGGCUUGCUACAUUCUGUUUUUAACAAUCCCUAAUCAAGGGGCAUUGAUUCUAUUUUCCUGCAUUCAAAUGUCUUUUACUACCCUCUAUUUUCUUUAUCCUUGAUACCAUCCUCGUGAUUACCCCCCCCCCCCAAAUCCCGAUUGCUCUUUCCAGAAGCGGGAAGUUCAGUGGCCAAGGCACAGGCCUUACAUGAUGCCGAAUCAUCAGCAUCUGCGACUCAGAUUUGAUCGUUUUGGGUAAAGCUAAUUUGAUGCGCCCUUUUCAUUGGGAACUACUUGAUGUUAAAUCAACUCGAUAAAACAAAAGUCGCUCUCUGUGGAUUGAAAUACGGUCUUUUUAACACGACAUUGCAACAUGACACAAAAGUGAUGACGUCAUAAAAUAUAUGCUUAGAAAUUUUAUAUUGAGACCAAAUAACCUUAAAUGUCAUUAUGAAACCUUUCUAAAAAUGUGCAAAACAGUUGUAUUCGCCAUAAAUAGCCAAAUAGUACAACCUCUUUUCCCCAUCAAAUUGCUGUGAUUAGCUUUUAUCUAAACAAUCAAUGAACCAGAGAAAAACAUUAUUGGCUAAACUUAGACUUUUUAUUUGCUAACUUAACUGAUCCUUCACUUUAAGAUGUGUUUUAUUAUGUUAUUUUUACGAAAAUUUUUAUCUUUAAGAAGAUAUUAUUUAUAACGUUCCACUUUGGAACUCUUUCUUGUUUUUCCAAAACGGAGUGCCAAGUAUUUGGAUACACCCUUCGAUUAGCAGGUAUCUUUGAAAGAAAUCAUAUCUUUUCACAUGGCAUAAUUGUGAAAUAUCACCAGGUAAUCGCGGAUCGGACAGAACGUCAACUACAAAUACUACGUCUACAACAUAAGAUGCAGCAUUAAGAUAUCAGGUACCCAUUGGCAAAUGAGCCCAGCAAAUUGUCUACAACCGUUGACAAAAUAUAUUUGAACUGCAAUUUUUUCACAAAUUUACCUGAUACCGCCACCCCCUCUCCCCGAGUACAAUGGUGCAAGUUGUAAAUCAAUGUGCCUUUCAUACGCAAAAUUGCUGAAGGGGAGAGGAAGUGAAAAUUCGUUUGUUGUUGCAUGUUGUUGUAUGCAUACACUUUUGGUUACUUGGAUUAGGUCAGAUCCCAGGGGGUACUCCUAUAAGCCUGACAGGGGGGUCCAGGUAAUAAUACAACGCCUGAGUUUGGCUUGCGAUUUAUUAUAGACAAUGAACAAGGUUUUAUCUUUCCCGAAUCAGCAACAGUCAAUGGCGAAGAAAUAUGUCAAAAAAGGACCAGGCGUGCACAAAGAAAUGGAUGCUACCAAGGACAUAAUUUCUGUCCUUGUGCUACCAUUUGAGGGUUAUUGUCAAAAAGACUACCAUUUGAGGGUAAUUUUUAACAUUUCAGCUUUGGUCCUCUUUGACCCUGACUGGAACCCUCUGUGAGCAUGAAACCGAAGUCGUCAAAUGCAUAGCACGACAAGCCAAAACAGAUAUCUAUAUGCAAGAACCUAUGCAAGCACGACACGCCAACAGAACUACAUACAAUGCCAGAUCAAAGCUUUCAACUAACCUAUGUUCACUGUUAUAGACGGAUCUGCGUCUUCUAGCUGUAACUCUUGUACCUCGGGUUUCCAAUGGGAGAAAUUGUCCUUUCAACCUGCAGUUAACAAAUUGUAUCAGGAAUAUACAAAUAUAAUUUGCAAAGAAUUAUAACAAGGAAUAAUUCAAAUUGCAUGCAAGACAAUACAGUUUACCUCACAGACAAGUGCUUCAUAAACAAGCUAGAAAAUCGUGUAUGCUCAUCCGCAUAAGGGCACGCAGAAAUACCCGAAGGCCUUCAAGCCACCCCAAACAAUGACAGUCUAUUCUCUAGCAAAUCUUCUUUUCAACGGUCGAAAAUGCACAACACGCCUUUCUACAUUUUGCAGCAAAGGAUAAUCGAGUGCAAAUGAUGCAACAGGAAGAGUUUUGACAGUUUUUUGGUCAUGCAAAACUAACAAGAGAACUUGCCUAUGUAGAGAAAAAGCAGCUUUGUUACGGCAUAAAUUCUGUAAGAGCGAUUACAAAGCAUAUAACAUUUUGCAAGAAGCUGCCAUUGGAUAAUCGGUCAAUGUGGACACAAUUAUGCUGAAUACACAGAGCAGUCAUGGAGAUGGUAGCCAUUGUAUAAGUUAAUAGAGGGCGUGUUGUUAAUUUGGAUAAGUUUGAAAGCUAUACAACCACUUGAUAUAUAUCUCAAAUUGCAGUUAAUCAAUUAACUAGCAAUAUUAUGAAGAAACUUUAAUUUUUGUCGAUCUUUUAAAGCUAGAUCUUUCAAAAGAAGCUGACUGUUCUUUCGCGACACAUUUCUUAAAAUGUCCCUCUUUUCAAUCUUUUUUGUUCUUGGUUUCCCUAAGUGUCCCUUUCGGUCAUAGUUUCUGCAAAAUUCUAAGUGUUGUUGUUUUGAUCAACAAAGACAAGGUCAUUGACAGUGACAGUUUCUCCCAAACUUACAAAAGCUCUUUUAGCAUGAAAUUGUAGACUUGCUUUAUUUGAUUAAAAUAUCUCUAUUGGUAUAAACGCUGUUAAUUCAUCUUCAAGUAACUAUCAACUAUACACUGGAGGAAGAAUAUUUUUGUCUUAACUUACGUAAAAAUUGACAUAUUCAAAAAGGUUCAAAAAAUGUCAGGUGUAUUUGUUUUUUUGCAUUGCAUUUUUUAUUUUCAAACAUAAACGUAAAGAAUGCAUUAAACUUUAAAUAUAUAUAUUCGCUUUUGCAAGGAUAUUUUUUGAGUUCUCAAGUCAAUUUUUUAUAUAGGUUUCGUCGAUUUGAAUGUGAUUAUGGACCCGUUAUAACUAAGCAUCUGUUGUUAUAGACUUCCAAACCUACUUAAUGCAAAAACGAUAAUAUGUAAAAUAAGCUAAACUUUCAGUUUGUAAAGGGGCGGCAUUCUGACCCUUCCCCCCCCCCUGCGACCUCAACCCAAGCACGCCACUGGUCUAGAGAAAAAUCUGACUGAGUUUCAGGUUACGGCUAUGGUUUUUCAGAUAAAGGUAAUGUAUUAUUCAUGGUAGAUAUUUACGGCGCAUGGACAACUUCGCAACUGCAAACAAAGACAAUCUCCUUUGUUUCCAAUGCUCUUGUUUGAAAUUUCUGCCAAGAGAUUUGCUUCCGAUGUAAUUCUGUACUUAAAUUCGGGGAGUACAUUCUCGCUCUCUUGGUCUAAAUUUUUGUGUCAACCAGCCAAUCAUAUCAAUUGAUUUUCACAAAACUUCUGAGUUAUUGCCUUUAUCAAUUUUCAAAUGUUUCUUAGCUUUCUUGCUUCGAGUACUGUAGCUUUUCAACUUUUUCCGAUUACUUAGAACACGUUUCUAAUGGCAAUUUUCUUAUAAAAUAUGAGUGCAAUAUGGGUGAACUGGCCCGGGUGGUCAGGUGGCAAUCGCCACCCAAGGCCGGUUUACACUAGGUAGCAUUAAGCUGCUGUAACUUGCUGUAAAAUACUUGUAAAAUUGACACAUAAGAAAAUAGAUGCAACUCCUAGCGGGAUAUGUUUGCAAAAUGUCGCAACAAGUUGCAGGAUAAUCGGAGGCAAUCCUGGAUACCAAUUAAAAAGUAAAACCAAAACAGGUAGAAGCAGGCUAUGUAGUAGCUCCACUGCUCUUGGUUUUGCCACAUAAACAACUGCAUACCAUAAAUCCUCGAAUAAGCCCCCGGAGAUCGUUUUGCAAAAAUGAUUUUUAGGUGGGAGCUUUUUCGUGGGGAGGGCUUAUUGAAGAGAGGUGAGGAUGAUUUAAUGUUUGAUAGUUUCUUAAAGGCCAACAUGAAAGAAAGAUAAUUUUUAUUGUUGAAAACAGACAAAACUUAUAAUAUGACAUCCCCUUUUGCUUUUUUGUCAUCAACAACAGAUGCAAUUUUCUAUAGCUAUUGUAGCUAAUUAUGAAUUAGAAUAAGCAUUGUGGGGGGAAGCUAGUUAGUUGCUAAUGCUUCUCUCGAAAAAGGGCCCACGGGGGCUUUUUCAAAGGAAGGGAGGCUUAUUUGCAAAAAUUAAUAUUUUUAGGCGGAGGAUUAUUUGAAGGAGGGGGUGCUUAUACACAGAUGGGGGCUAAUUCAAAGAUUUACGGUAGAUAAACACAAAUAAAACAGCGACUGUGGCUGAGGGGUGGGGCAUAGCUUCGCUAGAAGUAAUUUAUUAGGAGCUCAUCAUUCAU